UAUAUGUGUCUUAUUUAAGUCACUAGCUGCACUUUGGUUUUCCUGUUUGCACUGCAGUCUUUAAUAACAUUAACUAGUUAUCUCGAGGCACUAAAAUGACUUCUCCACAGACUGCAUUUUAUUGAGUUUGAGCAUUGAUUAAACCCUCAUAAUGUGUCUGCCAGCAUAUAAAAAUACAUGAAUUGGAAUGUUAACAGAUUUUUAAAAAUUCACAUGAACGAACCAGAAAUUGAAGUUGGCGAUAUAUUUGAUUUGCAGCAAAACAUGAUGUCCAGCUGCCACCAAUACCACUAAUCUAAGACUAAUGAAAACCAAAAAUGAACAGAAAAGACAUUUGUGAUGAUUAUUUGAAGGAUAGAAUUUUAUUAUUGUGACCACCUUAACUGUAAAAGGUCUAGGAGCAUGAGUCAGUGUGUCAACCAUGUGUGGCAACACUAAAUUAUCCAGCAAUUGACUGAAACUCAUGUCUACGUGUUCUAUGUAUGAGCUAAUAUGAGCAUGAUCAGAUAUUAGAAGCAAUGGGAUGCAAUGGUUUAUUUGGACUUUGGUUACAGACGUGUGUUAUUCUGACAUUAAUCCUCCAGCCUGUUUGGCGCGCUGUAAAAGGAAAGUCCAUCAGGUUUAUGGGCUGAGCUGCAAUUUAUUUGGUUGCCUGGUUGGAAGUUGCCUACUGCACACAUGAGUUAAAUAUUAACUCGGCAUCAUUUUAGUCGCAUAUUUUCUCAGUCUGGCUCGGGAUGCAAAUAUGAGAUAAAUUAGUUUUGUAUUGAAAACAGACCUUCGAUAGCUGCAAACAAUAUGGAAUGUUUUGCGUAUGACAAGCUAAAUGAAGUGUGACUGAUUCAGUUUUAAAUACUUGAAAUAUUGCGUUUUCACAGAUCAGUAACAUGAGAACAUCCAGUCUGAUUAAGGAAAGGCAGAUGAUCGCUGGCCAGGUCCUCAUGGAGGAGAUAUUCAUCACACUGAAAAAGGAGGGCAAAUAAAGUCUUGAAUGUGUGGUGAUCAAAUGGGGCUUUUUUCCAGCUCCAAAAUAGGUCAAUAGGCAUGUAUAUCCAUCCCUAUAGAGGGACUCUAGGCCUCUUGCCAGUCUGUGAAAUGUCUUGCAUGCUGUUACAAAGAGGAGAAGGGCCCUCCUGAAAUAGUCUGGACUGUGAAAAUCAAAGCUGAAGAGACUGAGAAAGCACACCGAGGAAAAAAAGAAACUGAAAUUAACUAAUAUACACCGUCACAAAUCAUUUUUUUUGCACUAGCAAUGAAUGAAAUUAUCGCGAAUGCUGUUAAUGUCUAACAAGCAGCUGUCAACAACCAACGCGCAGAGAAUUAUCCCUCAGUUUGUUAGUGCUACAGAUCAAAAUAGCCUCUUUUCACUCAUUUUAUGGCAGUUUCAGAAGCAAAAUUGAAUCCCAUGAAUAAGUUUUGUACAAGUUGCUCGGCACCAAACAGACAGACAGAAGCUUAAGGUAAGCUGUUAAACUAACUUUGUUUUUGUCAGAUGUUUAGUAGCCGCUAGAAGCUAAUAGGGAAGUAAGUAUAGGACUUACAUUUAGUGUGACGGCCACAAAUAGAACUAUGUGCUAGCAAAUCAAUAUGUUAGCAGCAAUAAGUCAUUGCUUUGUAUGUCUCCGUUUGCAUGUCAAGGAAAGAUCACCCAACAAUUAUGGGUGAUGUGUGCUGUCUAUAAAUUAAGAGUCUGUAUGCCCACUAAAGGGCAAAUAUCUCAGCAGCAAAGGUCUCUGAUUCUUUGGACUGGGGCACAAUGUCCUCUACGCUUCAACCUCUACUGUUCUGCGGCUUUUACAAGCUGACAAAAAACUUGCAGCUGCCCUCAAGGAAUUCUCCCACCCAUGCGAUUACAUAGAGCCCAAUAAAAAAUUUACAAGCCCCUGAAAAAGCUCCAAACAUUCACAAACAAACAGUAAUGCAUUUGAUUUUAGAAGUAGCGCAAAAAAACCCAUAAACUGCACUGAUAGUCGUGUAGAGCUAGCAUGCCUUUUCUGCUUGUUGGUCGACCAAGCAUUGCAGGGGUAAUUACCUCUGUGGUUGUUUAUUUGUAACUUGAAUGGGUUUCUUGUGCUGCCAGUCCAACUGGGAGUCAGAGUUUUAUACCCUUCAAUGCUUUUUGUGUUAAUGAUACAUUUAUAUCUGUCUCAAUCUUGCGUAUUUGCUGCAAGACUUCCUUCAAAAUAGCUCCUAAGUGAAAUGUGAAUAACACACAGUCCUGUUUGCAGUUGUCUUUGAGCCUAUAUAGGUCAGAAACUCUCCACGCAUCCAUCCAUUAUCUAUACAAUGCUUAAUCCUCAUUGGGUUGGGGACGUAGGGGGCUGGAGCCUAUCCCAGCUGACUUAGGGCAAAGGCAGGGGAAAGCCUGGACAGGUCGCCAGUCUAUAGCAGAACUAUACAUACAGACAAACAAUCACACUCGUGGUCAGAAACUAUCAAUGCUAAAAUGUAACAUUCAGUUUGAACUCUGCAGUGCAUGGUAUGUACACAGUGCAACAAACUCACAGAUAUAGAAGAGACCAAAACAUAGAGGCCACGUGAGUGAGCUUUUCAGGCUUUUGUUGACUUUGGCAUUGAGCCACUCUCCCCCCUCCCCAAGCCCCUCACCCAUUCCUUGCAUGCCUUCACAUAAACACGCACACAUACAUUACUUUCACAAACAUUUCCUUUUCUUUGCUCUCUCUGUUCUCCCAAGUGGAUAUACAUGCAUUCUUUCUUCCUCAAGUUUUAUGAUCUGAGCCAAACUUUAAUAAAGUGAUUCUGAUUCUGAAACUUUUCUGUAAAACAGAUAUGGUUUUCACUACGCUGGGCACAACCAAGAAUGUCUUGUUUUGGUUUUUUCUUUCCAAACCCUGAUAGUCGCCGUGUUUAUGAUGAAUGAGUUUCUGUUUAUAAUAAAGAAAAUGUUUUCUUUCAGACACUGCCUGACUGUGAUACUUUCUAUGGAAAGUUACUCACUUUCCCUGACCUGAAUUAACACAGUUGAUACUUUACCGUCAACUUUAGCCAUGUCAGUGUGCAGAGAAGUAGGUGCAAAGCUGCAGUUACAGAUUAACACUUUUUUUAUAGAUGCAGAGGUUUUUCUCAUCUUUAAGCCUUUUUUAGAAGCCAUCUGACUCAUGCACGGUUACAGUAACUGCGCACACAUAGAUACACACAUGUACAUACUAACAUGGCUUUGAGAUGUGUUCACUUCCCAAUGUUUGGGGUCGAAACUCGGGCCGUCCAACCACUGAAGACGGGGGACAACAUCUGUCCGCCAUCUUUGUCAGUGCUGCCAAGUUUUAUGGUGAGACCCCCUUCGCCUCUUCGAUUCUUCAUCCAUCCACCCUUUGCCUCUUUAUUUUUUUCCCUCCUCCACCCCACCUUGCCUUCUCCUCCUCCUCACCCCAUCUGCCAGGCAAAUGGAGCCAGGUCAUCUGAGAUGCUGCUGCUCCUUUCUUCGUAUUUUUUCCACUGUAGCCUCUGAAUUUGCUUUCUUUCUUUAAGAAGACAAAAAAAAUUCUUUUCCAUUUCUCUCACCCUUCUUUUCUCUUCGAUGUAAAAACAUGCUUCGAUUUUCUCUUCAGUGUUUAUCAUUUGCGCUUGUUAGCUUUCUACACAUUAUGAAUCGACCUUUUUUUUUAAAAAAAUCAUCAUAGAAUACAAUUUUCGAAUUUGUGCAAACUUGCAUCCCCUGCCCCCCUUCUUUGCCCUGCAUAAAUAUUUAUUUACACAAGACAUUAAUAAGAAUAUGUUGUAACGUGACCGUUUGUAUUUUAACGAUUGCAAGCAAUAUCUACAUAUUUCUAUUUUUAACAUUUAGCAGCUCAGCUCUUCAUGUUUCUUCAUUCUGUCUCUUCACAGGAAACACAAUAAAAAGUGUUUGAGGAUGGCUCUGAAUGUGCCGGGUCUGGUGGUGAUGGCGGCGUUCUACCUGCUGAUCUUGGGCACGGGCAUCUGGGCGUCCAUGCGCUCCAAGAAGGAGGAGAAAAAAUGCACAGGAGAUGGCAUGGAGAUAACGCUACUGGCUGGACGCAACAUCAACUUGCUAGUCGGCAUCUUCACUCUCACUGCUACAUGGGUGGGAGGAGGCUUCAUCCUUGGCAUAGCUGAGGCAACAUACAACCCAACACUAGGCGCAGUUUGGGCCCUCAUGCCUGUGCCUUAUGUCUUGACCUUCUUCUUAGGUGGCUUUUUCUUUGCCAAGCCAAUGAGAGAGAACAAGUACGUGACAAUGAUGGACCCUUUCCAACAGAAGUAUGGGAACGUCCUGGCCACUGCGCUGAUUUUGCCUGCACUCGUGGCCGACGUGCUCUGGGUGGCACGCACACUCGUCAGCCUGGGUGGAACUAUGAGCGUGAUCCUGGACCUAUCCUACGUCUAUUCAAUCAUCAUCUCCUCAGUGGUGGCCAUCAUCUACACACUGCUGGGGGGGCUCUACUCUGUGGCCUACACAGAUGUCAUCCAGCUGAUCCUCAUCUUUGUCAGCUUGUGGGUGUGUGUUCCCUUCAUGUUGACCAACCCUCACUCUGUGGACAUCUCGCUGACGGCGUACAACCAGACCUUCCAGGCUCCCUGGGUCGGCACAGUGGAGCUGGAUGAAGCCGGAAAAUGGUUCGACGACUUCAUGCUGCUGGCUCUGGGCGGCUUGGCCUACCAGGCGUUCUACCAAAGGAUCCUGUCCGCCUCAUCUUACACCCAGGCUCAAGUGACCUGCUUCGCCUCCUCAGCCUUCUGCCUAGUGCUGGGUAUCCCAUCUGUGCUGAUUGGAGCCGUGGCUGCUUCUACAGAUUGGAACUCUACUGCCUAUGGAUUACCAACCCCCUAUGAGCGCGACCAGGCCGGAUCCAUCCUCCCCAUCGCUCUACAGUACCUCACACCUACCUAUGUCUCCAUCAUUGGCAUCGGAGCUGUAGCUGCUGCUGUCAUGUCCUCCAUGGACUCGGCUCUGCUGUCCUCUGCCUCGCUGUUCUCCUCUAAUAUCUACAAGAACAUGAUCAGGAAGCAGGCGUCGGACCGAGAGAUGCAGUGGGUGAUCCGUAUCUCAGUGGUGGUGGUGGGUCUGGCCGGCACCGCCCUCACCUUCCUGGACAGCAGCGUCCUGGUGUUCUGGCUGGUGGGUGUUGACAUGUCCUACACUAUCAUGUUCCCCCAGCUGGUCUGCAUCCUCUUCUUCAAGGUGUCCAACGGCUACGGCGCCACCGUCGGCUACAUGAUGGGAAUCAUCAUGAGGAUCCUGAGCGGAGAGCCUCUCAUCAACCUCCCGCCCGCCAUCCAGUUCCCCGGCUGCCGGCUGGACGAGGAGGGAAAACUCACCCAGUUCUUCCCCUUCCGCACCACCAUCAUGGUCAUCUCGCUCCUGUCCAUCCUGCUCUUCUCAUGGCUCACGUCCAUCAUCUUUAACAAGGGCCUGCUGUCCGAGAAGUGGGACGUGUUCAAGAUCAAACGCAAGCAGAGAUCAACAGCCACAGCGGCAGAUGUCAAGAGGACCAACGAAGAAGCCUCCCAGGCCAAGCAGCUCCUGGACACCACCAGCUGCUAAGGAGGCUACAGAGAUGGGGAGAAGAUGGGCACCGGUUGGAGGCAGACAUGUUUGUUUGCAAGUGUGCAAGAGUUCAUAGAGGGGGAACAGCAGCAGAGGCUGGAUUUGUGUACAGAUUCUGUAUCACAGUGCUUUUAUGGUGACGAUCUCUGGCAGGAGCUGCUCAUCGUCCUCUACAGAGAUAGCAGUCCCAACAAGUCACCAAAUACGUUCUGUUCACCUCCUUCAGUAUAUCGCCAAAAAAAUACACGUAGAACCAGAAUGAAAUGCUUGUGCUCCAUUAUGUAUACGCCACUAAUAUGGAGACAAUCCCUCAAAGAACCCAGAGAAAAUGUUAAAAUUUCUUUGGAAACAUAAAAAAAAAUAGUCUGGAAUAUUUAAGGUCAAAGUCAUACAAUUCCUGAGUCAUUAGAUUCUCCUCAGUAAAGAACAGUUUCGUGCAUUUGUACAGAUGGUAGAUUAUAUUUUCCCACCACACUUCAUAAAUUGGGUUUCUUUCCAGUCACAGAGAUGAGUUUCGAGACCACCACACUUAAUGAAAAUCACAGCAGAAAUGGAUUAAUCCCAAAGGAACAAUUUGUAUAGUUUAAAAUUCAAACAUAAUGUGCAAUUAUUUAUCAGAUCUUUUCUUGCUUUUCCUGUAAGAGACAGUACGUCAGACUUGUCAGAAACAAGCCUGGGUCACCUUCGAUGAUAAUCUUUAAUCAACUCAAUGCGCCCAGCCGGAAACUUGUCACUGUGCUGCAAACUUCUCUCUCAUCGUGAACCUAUGCAAAAGAUAUGCAGCAAAACGGGGCUUUUUUCCACACCAGAACAAAGAAUUGCUUCCCAAAGAACAAAGAAUGAGCGCACAACUGCACAGUUAAACUUAAGAGACAGUUUUUUUGAAUGUCAUCUGACUUCCUACUUCCUCUAGUUGAUCAGCUGCCUUGACUACAGCAGCUUCUCAUCUUUCUAGUUAGUUUUUAACCUCUAAAAAAUGAGAAUUAAAGUGCUUAAUCGCCAAUGUGCUUUAUUUAAAAUUGAAAAUGUGCAAUUUUUUUGAUUCCCAAACUGCUUAGCAGUAAGAAAAACCUGACAGGAGUUUAUUUCUUUUUUUGUAGAAGUGAAUCUGUAUGCAAGGAGAGGACAAUCGUGUCAACGUAUGUAAGACGUGAAGAUUUAUACAUGUACAUUUUCACCUCCAGCUCAGUAAACAGUAAAGUCAACAUUUUUUUUUGUUUUUUCACAACGUCAACUCUGAAAGCGGGCGAAUGCAGACACCUGAAGCGUCUGGCAGAGCUGGUAGCAAUAAUAAAACUCCAAAAACACUCAGGAAUGUGACAUGAACACUAUUUCAGGCUUUUGAAAUGUCCAGUGUGUUAUAUUUUAUUUAAAUUGACCGGUUCAGUUGUAAAAGCAGCAGCAGGGAGAGACUUAACAGUCAGAUGAAUCCCCACCGCUACAUUUCACUCACAUGAUGAAAACCUGAAUGUAGCAGUUUGUCAAAAAACUGCACAGAGAGGUUGCCCAACAUCUUCCUUCCUCUUCCUCCUCACCCAUUCCUCCUCCUCAUUUCUUCCUCCUCCAUCCGUCAGUGUGAGACAUGUGCUUUUCAGUUUGCUCAUUUAUUAUUUUGUACUGUAUAAUUGUUUAUACUGAAUGCAGCGCUGUAGUUUACAGUGGGAUCACUUUAUUCCUCUGAGGUGGUGAAAACCUUUGCAGCUAAGAAACAGUACAAAUUCUAUACUCCCUUUUUAAUGAUCAGACUGUCAAAUGACACUUUUUUUAAAAAAAGAAAAAGAAAAGUAUGUUGUUGUACUGAGCCUACAUAGUAGUGAGUUGUGCAGCAAGAUUCCUGCUAAUGUGUGACAGUCACAGAAAGCCUCCUUCUACUACAUUGUUGCCUUUAAUAUCACUGGAAACAGGUUGUAUUUGCUGGAAAAAGUAAAAUGUGUACACUCUAGUCACUGUUCAAAUACCUCAAGGAGUGGUAUUGUUGGUUUUAAGUGUACAAAACUUUAACCUAUGAUUCUGACUUCUCCUCCAAAGCAUACUGUGUGAAUGUCGACAAGCUGUUUCUCCAAAGAGGACGCAUGUAGGAUGCGGCGCAUGCAUCUUUUUAUACGUGUGAUUGUGAUUUCUACAUGUAUUAUACUCUUGUGCUGUAAAGUCUAAUCACAAUUUGUAUAUUUACACUUUUUAUUUUUUAUCAAAGUUGUUCACUAAGUAGAACACUUUAUCUCCAGUUAGCAACUUUUUUAAAAAAAACACACAAAUUCACCUUCAAUUUUGCAGAACAUGAAUAUGAAUAUAGAAUUUCACCGUCGAAGAAUCAGAAAAACUUGAUUUGGUGAAAGAUAAACUUGGAUUUCACAACCUAAAUAAUGUAUUUUCAGCACUUUUUGAGCAGAAAAAUUUUCAUUUCCAAGCUGCAUUAGUCAAACACCACCUGGACAGUUGUGUUAGUUUUAUAUUAUACGAUAGAUAGUGAGUUCUAUAUUGUAUUUUCCCCUUAUAUGUAUUUGGUUUUAUACUGUUAUGCAUGAUGAUUGUCAUUAACUGCGUUUGUAUACUGAACUUUCAUGAAGGCUGUUCUCUCUUGCCACUUGGCAAGGUCCUACUUUGUAAUCGAUUAAUGUAAAUCCCCAUGGGGUGAUGUUCUGUCAGAAUAAAGGAUGAAACCAAA
This is a messenger RNA of Acanthochromis polyacanthus (spiny chromis), 8192 nucleotides long. RefSeq names its product high affinity choline transporter 1-like. The transcript has 8 exons. Bases 3872 to 5524 code for a protein of 550 amino acids. Gene Ontology annotation, biological process: acetylcholine biosynthetic process; transmembrane transport; choline transport. Gene Ontology annotation, cellular component: plasma membrane. The record is from RefSeq and is a predicted model, not a curated record. Lineage: Eukaryota; Metazoa; Chordata; Actinopteri; Pomacentridae. Gene Ontology annotation, molecular function: choline:sodium symporter activity.